UCUAUGAAACCAGCAGAGAAUAAACAAUCACACAUAUAGCGGACUGGACUGGGCUAAUGGACACUUGUUUCUUUGGGCUUGACAACAAGUUAAUGGGCCCGACCAGAAAAUAGUAGCCCAAAGCAACAACGAACCAGUAAAUCAAUCAGCAGAGUUAUUCCUUUCACAGCGGAUUCAAUACCAAGAAAAGAACACGAGGUUAGUUAACGGGCGAGGCGGUGUAUGCUAUAUGCUAUAUGCAUAGCUUACGAAGAUUCCAGUAAUUACUCGACGAUGAAGAAUUGGCCCAUUUAUCACAUGUUUUUUCUUUCAGGAAUAUUGCAAUAUAGAAUAGAGCAAGAAGUUUGAUGUUUCUCACUCUUCUACAUAGAUUUGAACAAAAAUUAAACAUCAUAGCCACUACAUAUGAAUGCCAAGCUGGUAAUGAAUCAAGCAAAAAUACCAACAACUAUGCAUAUUCUUCUUGUUCUGUUUCUUGCAGCUGUUGCCUUUCUCAACCAAGCUUAUGCAGAAAGGCUUGCUCCAGAGCCUGCACCACAACUCUCCGCUACUAACUUUGCUUUCCCUGCUUUCGACACCCAAAGUUGCAGCUCCUCCAGCAACCUACUCUGCCUCGGCGCUGUUACAGCCCAUGAUGGUUUCUUAAGCCUUGAGCCGGAGCCUUCGCCAUAUGCUGGUUUUCAAGUCCUAAACAAGGGUGGAAGGGUUCAAUACCGUCAUCCGGUGGGGGCUUGGCUAGCAUUUUUCUCUACCACCUUCACAUACAGAAUUGUCGGAGUCUCCAAUUCACCUUCCAUCCUUUCCUUUGAUGGAAUCACAUUCAUUAUGGCUCCAGAUGACAGGACUGGUGUCAAUCUUGGAACCGUGGGACAAGUAAAUACAGAUGCAGCUAGUGAUAUUCGCCUCAUCACAGUGGAGCUGUAUACUCAGAAGAACGACUUUGACAUUGAUGGGAAUUACAUCACUCUCAGGACAAAUGUCUUUGGAAUUGACCUUAAAAGUGGGAAGGUUAUCAAAGUUCGAAUCGAUUAUAAUAGCUGGAGGAAAUGGCUUGAAGUAUAUGCAGCAUUUGAAUCUGACCCACUUGACAAGGUCUUUUCCACACAAAUUGACAUCGCAGCUACUUUUCCAAACUCCAUGUAUGUUGGCUUCACAGCUGCCACUGGGUAUUUCACAGAGAGCUAUCAACUUCUCAGCUGGGAGUUUAAAUCUUCAACAAAGUGGAACCAAACCAAUAAAGAAUGA
This is a messenger RNA of Tripterygium wilfordii, 1245 nucleotides long. RefSeq names its product lectin-like. Lineage: Eukaryota; Viridiplantae; Streptophyta; Magnoliopsida; Celastrales; Celastraceae. Gene Ontology annotation, molecular function: carbohydrate binding. The record is from RefSeq and is a predicted model, not a curated record. The coding region runs from base 406 to 1245 and encodes 279 amino acids. The transcript has 2 exons.